AUGGCGGGGAAGAACAACAAAGAAAGCAGAGGGCAGGGGGGGGAGGUACGAGAGGGUGGGGUGGUGGUGCCUACAAGCAAAGAUCCCGUGAUAGUGGAGGUAUUUUCGGUUGACACCGACGUUUGGAUCGCAGCUCUCCUGGCGUACGCCGUGCAUCCGUCGACUCGUGAUGUGCGUAUCAUCGUGCGACAACAGAGCGGGGUGACCGGUAACACCCAUGCCCAUGGCAUCGACGUCCUGAAGCUUCUCCAAGAUCUAACGGCAAUGCGAAAUUGGCCAUCUUCGUUCACCAACUUGCAGAGGGUGCUUCCGAUAAUCUUCGCAUACGUUCUUAACGGGACUGACUUUACUCCAACGCUCAAUGGCUUGACGACAUCGAGUAUGUUCCAAGCAUACUACGACGCGUUGAAGGAUGGGCAACCACCAUUUUGUUCUACCGCUGGGUUCCGAGCAACGUGAGGGGGGGGUCGAUAUCUGGGGUAGACCUGGUCAAAGAGGAAAUCGGGAAGUUUGCCUCGAUAGCGUACUUUAAAAAACAUCACAAACUCUUUGUGAACGUCCUUCCGGGACGCCAGGCAAGGUCGGAAUACCUGGAAGGGCAGGUCGAUGACGUAGGGCCAUCGGUCCAGGCCAUCAGCGAGCGCACGACCGAACACUGUUUGGGAAGUGGGACAUUAGGCUGCUGCCCCAAAUUACGACGUUAUUAACAACUGCGUGCUACGCAUGGCAUGGGUGGUGGAGUAUUGGCUCUCGAUUGUGCCCGUCCCUUCCGAAAAUGUGUCCGCCAGGUAUCCGAUUAAAAUUCCCGACUGGAACGGCAAGGGGUACAUUGUGAAUCCGGAGUGCGAAGGGGGGGCUUUGCUUGUUGCGUAAAUUGCCGAGGGUGGCCCUCUGGGCGGGUGUAGGAAUUCACAUCGUGUCGUGCAGAUGUUCAUCCGAGAGGGUGAAGGGUCAAUGUAGGGGCUGCGUUUGCAUGCAAAGGGGUGGUCCAGGUCGUUGUUCACAGUUGUGCAAGUGCAACCUUGCAUGCCCUGAGGAACAAAGCACGUUACCCAGGGUGCAGCGAGGGUCUACUCCUGAGGAGGUACUGCCGGACGAUGAUGAUAGUGGCAGCGAGUCCGAGUCUGAUGAAGAUGAAGCAUCGCCAAUGGUGGAACGUUUCGGUGGUUUCGACCAAGAAGGGCAUUCGUCGUUUGGGGUGCACUGCGGUGUGUGUGGAUUCUCCGAAGAAGAUGCGCGAAAGUACGAGGAACAACUCGCCAACGAAGGGUUGGGCGGGGGUACGCAGCAGCGGGUGAUGUUGUCGACCGAUAAUAUGGCAGAGCC
This is a messenger RNA of Ectocarpus sp. CCAP 1310/34, 1326 nucleotides long. The record is from the annotation of a GenBank genome assembly. NCBI's taxonomy places the organism in Eukaryota, Phaeophyceae, Ectocarpales, Ectocarpaceae.